Messenger RNA from Trichoderma harzianum CBS 226.95, 747 nucleotides. RefSeq names its product carbohydrate-binding module family 1 protein. Gene Ontology annotation, molecular function: cellulase activity; cellulose binding. NCBI's taxonomy places the organism in Eukaryota, Fungi, Ascomycota, Sordariomycetes, Hypocreales, Hypocreaceae. Gene Ontology annotation, biological process: carbohydrate metabolic process. The coding region runs from base 1 to 747 and encodes 248 amino acids. Gene Ontology annotation, cellular component: extracellular region. The record is from RefSeq and is a predicted model, not a curated record. The transcript has 3 exons.
AUGAAAGCCCCCCUCUUGAUCGCCCUUGGCAUCGCGGGCGCUGCUUCCGCGUUUAAGGCUACAACCACGCGCUAUUACGACGGACAGGAGGGUGCUUGCGGAUGUGGCUCGAGCUCUGGAGGCGCGGCCUCUUGGCAGCUUGGUAUUGGCAACGGAGUCUAUACAGCUGCUGGAUCCCAGGCUUUCUUCGAUACGGCCGGCGCCUCAUGGUGUGGUGCGGGCUGCGGCAAAUGCUAUCAAUUGACCUCUACGGGAGAGGCGCCUUGCUCAACGUGUGGUAAAGGUGGCGUUGCUGGCCAGAGCAUCAUCGUGAUGGUCACAAACCUCUGUCCUAAUAAUGGAAACGCGCAGUGGUGCCCGACCGUCGGCGGUACAAACCAGUACGGUUACAGCUACCACUUCGAUAUUAUGGCACAGAACGAAAUCUUUGGAGAUAACGUGGUUGUUGAUUUCGAGCCUGUCGUCUGCCCAGGACAAGCUACUUCCGAUUGGGAAACCUGUCUCUGCAUCGAUAUGCAGGAGACGGAUACCACGCCUGUUGGUCUAGGCGACCCUGGCUCCGGUUCGCCGCCUCCUUCUAGCAGUUCGAGCCCGCCGCCAGCGACCUCAUCAUCACCACCAUCCGGCGGCGGGUCACAAGUUCUCUAUGGCCAAUGUGGGGGGGUUGGAUGGACUGGCCCCACGACUUGCCAACCUCCAGCUACCUGCAAGGCCCAGAAUCAGUGGUACUCUCAGUGCCUUGAUUAA